AUGGAGCCCAUAGCAGAUAAAUUGCUGGCCUCGACGCAGUCUUGGGCCAGUGCAAGAGCGAACGAUGUAACCGAGCAGGAUGUCGAAGAAGAAAAAGGUCUGCUUCACACACUAGACUUUAGAAAGGAUGCAAGACACACGAAAGCCUCUAGCACAUCCUUAGCUGUUGCAUGCGGGAUCCUGCUCAUCACGAUUAUUUGCCAAAACGUCUUCUUGUUCGCAUCCAGCUCUCGCUCUGAAGUUCGGCUCCCAGCUUAUUCCAAAAUCGGUUUGAGAAAUGUGAAAGAUCAGGUCCGUAUCAGUGGUAUGGUCAGCCAGUACUGGAACAUGGACGAACUUGAAAGGUCGACGGAAGCGUGGGAAGCCAUCCGAGCAGGCCAUGGCGUUGUGGCAUUGACGCCCGAGUUUAUCGCUGCCCACAAUCUGCCGGAUAGCAUUCAUUCCAGCGAGGAUCCGACAAAGAAAUUGUACGCAAUCGAGUCGUAUCACAUGAUGCAUUGUGUCCAAUGGCUUCGUAGAGGGUACGUCGCGCUGAGGACAGGCGGUAUCGAUGAGGAUCAUCCCUUGGAACAUGUCCUCCACUGCUUCGACACUCUUCGGCAAAGCAUCAUGUGUCAAGCCAAUGACGAGCUUUUGACGGUAACAGGCCACGGACACAUGAACGGCUAUCAUCAGACUCGACAGUGUCGUGAUUGGGACGCACUUCGGGAUUUUGCGACUGCCAACUCGGCAUGUUAUUACGAUGCACCCACCGGCCCGGUAUGGGGACGUUGUGACAACGGGACCGACGGUCUACCCACCGCGAGUUUGUGGUAA
Dissoconium aciculare CBS 342.82 is the source of this 816-nucleotide messenger RNA. RefSeq lists its product as uncharacterized. Gene Ontology annotation, biological process: mycotoxin biosynthetic process. The record is from RefSeq and is a predicted model, not a curated record. The coding region runs from base 1 to 816 and encodes 271 amino acids. NCBI's taxonomy places the organism in Eukaryota, Fungi, Ascomycota, Dothideomycetes, Mycosphaerellales, Dissoconiaceae. The transcript has 3 exons.